Messenger RNA from Theobroma cacao (cacao), 1335 nucleotides. RefSeq names its product transcription factor MYB1-like. The record is from RefSeq and is a predicted model, not a curated record. NCBI's taxonomy places the organism in Eukaryota, Viridiplantae, Streptophyta, Magnoliopsida, Malvales, Malvaceae.
UCUCUCCCUGUCCUGGCCCAACUCCUAGGGAACUAAUAACAAAAUAAUCACUGGCCUACACACUGAGAAAGAACUAGAGAAAGCUAGAGGAAAUAGAUAGAGCUGUGUGUUUCUUGAAGAGUUGCUUGGAGAUGGGGAGGAGUCCUUGCUGCUCAAAAGAAGGAUUGAAUAGAGGAGCGUGGACAGCAAUGGAAGACAGAAUACUGAAAGACUACAUUAAAAUCCAUGGUGAAGGACAAUGGAGAAACCUUCCAAAAAGAGCUGGUCUUAAAAGAUGCGGGAAGAGUUGCAGGCUCAGGUGGCUUAAUUAUCUGAGACCUGAUAUCAAGAGAGGGAACAUUACUCGUGAUGAAGAGGAACUCAUCAUCAGGCUUCACAAGCUACUGGGAAACAGAUGGUCUUUAAUAGCUGGGAGGCUUCCAGGGCGAACAGACAAUGAAAUCAAGAACUAUUGGAACACCAACAUCGGCAAAAAAUUGCAAGACAAACAAAGCCGCUCCUUAAGUAACCGUAAACCAUCAAAUCGAUCCCAACAGAAGGCUAAUCCCACCAUUGAAACAUCCGCCAGGCUGCCUUCUGAAGCAAAAUUGACUUCAUGCGUGAUCAGGACCAAGGCAACAAGGUGCACAAAAGUGUUCAUUAAUGUCCCAGAACCGCAGCUUGAAGACACUUAUAAGCCAUCAGUGCUGCGACCCUUUCCGCUCCCCGAGGAACCUGAAUCAUCAGAAUUUGUUCCCAAGGAGGAUAAUGAUCCAUCGAAUCUCAUGAUCGACCUCGAGGUAGAUGAGAAUUUUUUAUCAGAAUUUCUCAACUCUGAAUUCUCACAGCUACAGCCAUCUCAUUUCCAAAACAAAGGAGAUAGUUACAGUAACAGUGACACAUGUGACCCAGGCCAAUAUUCAUCAACAAAUUCUGAUCAAUCCCUCUUCCUCUCUAAUGAUAUGAUGCAAGACGCAGAUUUUACAUCCAUGGCUUCUUUAAUGGAGUCUGAAUUGGACUGGCUGCAAGACCAAGCAGAUCCAAAUUAGUCAAACCUAGCCGUAGCAGCCUCCAGAAUCGCCGAAAACUCUAUGUGUUGAAUACAUGCAUGUUACUGUUGAAAUCUCAUGAUGUAUAUAUUAGACUUAAGACAUAUUGUACUAGUGAAGUGGUUUUCUUGAUCAUGAUCUGGCCCUGACCAUGCUUGGUUAAACUAUAUGUACAAGGAAUCUUUCUUUUCUGGUCCUUCUCUUAGCUUGGCUCUUAUUGGUGGCACUUCAAAGUUCAAAUCAUAGCAAUAAUGGGAGUCAAUUUUUAUAUAUAUGUACGAAUCCAAUGAAAAGGCUUGCUUGAUCA